GCAGCGUCGACCACCAACUCAACCCCCGCCAGUCUCCUACUGUCGCCCAUCUGCACCUUUGAGAAUUUCCCCAUGCCCAGGUGAUACUGCUCACUUGCCAACCGGCACCAUGAUCAGAGGCAGGAUCGCGCAGAUGCGGCGCGACGCCGGCGUCUGUGCCUUUUGCCAACAUCGCCUACUUUCCCAGCGCAGUCUCAAGCCACAUCAUAGAUCCAUAUCCGCGACUGCCCCUUUGCGACAGGAGGAAUCUCCGAAUCCGAGUUCGCCAGCAACUUCGCCCUCAUCUCGACCUCCGGGAACUGUUGGCUGGGGCGCGCCUGCGGGUGCUGCACCUCGAGGCGGUUUUGGCUGGGGAGCGUCGUCUCUGAUCAAGCCAUCAGGCGGUGCAGCGAAAGCCCCAAGCGAGAGCCUACUCAGCCCUCACGAGCUUGAACAACGCAAGCGACUCAUUGCGCAACGCGAAGCAGCCGAGAAGCCUACACAGACGCAGCGCCCACUGCCGCCUUUCAAACAUGUUUUCAACGCCGAGCGCCAAAAUGCCAUGUACGAGAACUGGAAGAAGGAGGCGGAGGACAAGAAGAAGGGCAUCAGCAGUAAUAUAGGGAUUGGCAGUCUGGCAGGCCGAACCCUGGACCCGCCAGCACCACCAAAGGCGAAGGUGGCAGAAAGGCAUCGACGACCUCCACGCCCGUCAAGCAUCGCGAGGGCGCCCAGCACCGCAUCACCACAGUGGGACAUGUCUAAAGGUCGAAGAACAGCCGCUGCUCCUCCCCUCGCCCCUACGAGCCCGUCCGCUGGGCCUAAGUUUACCGCAGCACCGAUUCCAGCCAGCCCGCCCGCAGUCGCUGCACCAGAUAUCAAACCUUCAACACCAGCGACCAACAAUACAAGCGCUGUAGCUGCAACUGCACCACAGUCCGACUUGCUUGCACCACCCAAGCCAAAGGAGUGGGGCGCUCUGGCCACAAAGCAGUCUGCUCCAGAUUCCCGAACCACCCAGACCCAUGCUUUAACAAGCGAGGCGACGCCGACAUCCGAUUCUGCGUCUUGGAGUCAGCUUACCAGGAAGGCGGCUGCGCCGAAGAAAGACAAUAGUGCGGAGUUUUUCAACAACCUGCUCAAGAAAGAGCAGAAGAAGGCAUCAAGCAACACCACGCAAGACUGGGGUCGCGCUCUGGAUGAACAACCGAGACAGAAAAAGAAGCAAGACCCCUAUGCCGUAGACGAGCCCAAAGAAAGUGUAGCGCCAGAUGUCUCCCAGUCAACGACAUAUCCCACAAGGUCCAAUGGGGGGCGAGGCCGCCGGCUAGAGUACGAUUUUGACGAAAGCAGUUAUGAUACAACGAACCGCAAGGGCGGCAAGCAUAACCAGAAAAAGGGUGGCAAAUCCGGCCGUGGCUCCAGUUCCCGCUUUGAAGAGGAAGAGGAGAUGGACGAGGACGAGGCUAGUGCAUACGAGGCAUACCUAGAGAAGCAGCGGUUGAAGGCGGAGCGGAAAGCUGCGAAGGAGGCAGAGCGUACGGGACCCAUCCCUAUCAAGCUGCCGGAGCUCAUCACCAUCUCGGCGCUGGCUAGUGCUCUCAAGAUAGAGGUUCCACUAUUCCUGGAACAGCUUGCGGAGCUCGGGUUCGAAAACAUCACUCAGGACAGCAUUAUGGCGGGAGAGACUGCCGCUCUUGUUGCGCAGGAGUAUGGAUACGAGCCCACAGUCGAUGUUGGCGUCGAAAGAGAUCUCAAGCGCCGACCUCCAGCGGCAGAUCCGUCAAUCCUACCGCAACGCCCGCCUGUUGUCACAAUCAUGGGACACGUUGAUCAUGGAAAGACGACCCUGCUUGACUACCUGCGGAAAUCUUCUGUCGCGGCACAGGAGCAUGGAGGCAUCACGCAGCAUAUCGGUGCCUUCUCGGUCAAGAUGUCUACUGGCAAACAAAUCACCUUCCUCGACACGCCUGGUCACGCCGCCUUCUUGACGAUGAGACAGCGUGGUGCGAACGUUACUGAUAUCGUUGUGCUUGUGGUCGCUGCGGAUGACAGCGUCAAGCCUCAGACCCUCGAAGCCCUCAAGCAUGCUCGCGGAGCCAAAGUUCCGAUCAUCGUCGCUAUCAACAAAGUGGACAAGGACACCGCCCGUGUCGAGCAGGUCAAGAAUGACCUCGCUCGUAAUGGCGUCGAACUCGAAGACUUUGGCGGCGACGUCCAAGUUGUCUGUGUCAGCGGCAAGACGGGCCAAGGAAUGGACGAGCUUGAAGAGAACAUUGUGACGCUAGCUGAGAUCCUGGACAUGCGUGCCGAGGACGAUGGGCCAGCUGAAGGCUGGAUUCUUGAGAGCAGUCUCAAGGCCAGCGGCAAGGUCGCUACUGUUUUGGUGCGCCGUGGCACAAUGCGACCUGGGGAUAUCAUUACGGCCGGCACCACCUUCGCCAAGAUUCGACACCUGCGUAACGAAGCUGGAGUCAAUGUGAAAAAGGCAGGUCCAGGCACCGCCAUCGAGAUCUAUGGCUGGAGGGAAUUACCCGCAGCCGGCGAUGAGGUCAUUCAGGCAUCCGAUGAGGGUCGUGCACGCACUGCAAUCGAGUACCGCGAGGGCUUACGCGAGCAGGAACAAGCGGCCACUGACCAUGCAGCCAUAUCCGAAGUCCGCAACGUGCAAGAUGAGCAACGACGGCGCGCGAUGCAAACAGCCCGCAACGAAGUCAGGGAUAUCACCCGCGGGAAGUGGAAUGCCCGAAAAGCAGCGUUCCUGCGCGAGGCCAAAGCCGCGGCUGAAGAAGCUAUGCAGGUCGAUGGUGACGCCAGCGAUGGCCCCCGCAUCGUCAAUUUUGCCGUCAAGGCCGAUGUUCACGGCUCCGUGGAGGCUGUUUGUGCGUCGAUCCAGGAGAUUGGCAAUAACGAGGUCACCCCGCGCAUCUUGCGCUCCGCCGCCGGCCCCAUCACGGAGUUCGACGUCGAGCACGCGGCCAUGUCGGGCUCAGUGAUCAUCAACUUCGCCACCACCACGCCUUCCAACGUCAAGCGCCUCGCCGACGAGCAGGGUGUUAAGAUCAUUGAUCACACGAUUAUCUACCACUUGAUCGACGACGUCAAGGCCACUCUGAGCAGUUACCUUGCGCCGGAUGUUUCCUCCAAGGUUCUCGGUGAAGCCGAAGUCCAGCAAGUAUUCCAAUACAAUACCAAGGGCCGCGCAUUCAAGAAUAUCGCCGGUUGUAGGGUGCGCAACGGCGUCGUCACUGCGGGCAGCAUGUAUCGCAUCUUCCGUGGUGGCGAGAAAAUCUUUGAUGGUAAACUUGAAACUCUCAAGCACCACAAAAAGGACGUCACCGAGAUGCGCAAGGGUACCGAGUGCGGUAUGGGCUUUGAAGACUUCCAAGAUAUCCGGGAGGGCGAUCAGAUUCAAGCCUACGAGGAAAUCAAGACGGCAAGGAAGCUCUGAGGUCUUCCCGCGCGCAACAGCUUCUCAUUGGAAGCACAGAGCACUGCCAUCCGUCAUCGUGGUGAUGCAGGCUUUCUCGACUUAUGUCAGCACGAUUCGAACCCAGUUGUAUUGUAGUCCAAGGGCAUUGAA
Molecule: messenger RNA, 3562 nt
Organism: Microdochium trichocladiopsis
Lineage: Eukaryota; Fungi; Ascomycota; Sordariomycetes; Xylariales; Microdochiaceae
Exons: 3
Coding region: 110-3430 (1106 amino acids)
Biological process (GO): translational initiation
Molecular function (GO): GTPase activity; GTP binding; translation initiation factor activity
Source: RefSeq, a predicted model, not a curated record